Anopheles gambiae (African malaria mosquito) is the source of this 3256-nucleotide messenger RNA. RefSeq lists its product as uncharacterized. The transcript has 4 exons. NCBI's taxonomy places the organism in Eukaryota, Metazoa, Arthropoda, Insecta, Diptera, Culicidae. The coding region runs from base 1127 to 3214 and encodes 695 amino acids. The record is from RefSeq and is a predicted model, not a curated record.
AAAACAAAUAUAACUAUUUGAUGUUAGAAUUUUGGAAGCUCUGAAUGCAUUAUUUUGAAAAUGGUAAAAUUUUCAUAACAUUAAAAUAAGAUAUUCUUUAAAUAUGAAAUAUAUAUUAUUGUAUUGUAAAGGCAAUAAGUUAGGCAUGAGAAUAGAGUUAUAUCUAAUACAAUAGUAUAUGAAAAUAUCUAAGCAAACAAUCUGUUUUUAUGUUGUAGAAUAAACCAAUAUCUGUUACGCCAUAUGUCAAAAAACAUAAUAAAACUUAAUAAUGAUAUAAUUAUUGUAACUAUUGUUAAUAUUAUUAUUAUUAUAAUUAUUAUUAAUUUUUAUGAUUCAUUAAUCAAGUGUAGACUGGCUAUAUUGUACUGCAAUAUAUUUCGUGAUGUAUUGAGCUCUACUCAAAAUUCAUUGUUUUUAAGAUAAGGGGAAAUUUCAUCUAUAAGUGCAUUUUUUCACACAGCACAAAAUUUGCCCAUUUUAACAAAUCAUAGCAAAGCGCACUUAUUACGCACAAGUAACUAGCGUAAACGUAUGUGUACACGACAGAAAGUAACGUAGGCACGUAGGACAUGAAAGCGGAAGAAAGAAGAAAGAACGGAUGAAGAUAUUAGGCUGUGUACGCAUCGUGGAUGCUUUGCUGUUAGAUUUUGGCGCAGAGCAUAGUGCGGUACUGCUCUUGCAUUAGGGAUUUUUUGUAUCUAUCCUUUGGUAUAGACUUCUAAGCUAUAGCAAAAAAGGAUAUGAUCCAGAAGAGAGAGCGCAGUCGCAAACAAUAUUUAGGAGUGAAACCACGUGUGUGUAAAAGCGAAUUGUGAAGCAAAAUAAAAUCGGAUAUUAACGAAACAGGUACAUUUUCAAUAUGUGAAAUAAUACGCAUAGACAGCGUGAUCAUUGUCAGAACGGGUAAAAUACUAUAGACAGCACAUUAUAUUUUGUGCCAGCAUAGAAACUCCAAAUCUGUACACCGGCAUACAAAACCGUGUAAUAAGGGUUAAUAUUUUUUAUUCCAAUUCAGUUCUACCUUAAACGGCGUAAAGUGCUAUCGUGUCAGUUGUUUCGUGAACAGUGCUUCUUAUAAAAAAUAUACAAAGUCACUGUAAGUGUAGACCGAAACAGGAACAACAUGGCGAACCGUAAUCGUUCUCGUAAAAGUGGUGCUUUCUAUCGCAAGGCGGCAAAUCAUAUGAAAAUGAAAGUGAAUAAAAAGGAUAAAAUGGAGGCUGGAUCGAGUCGUCAAAAACAACAUGACGUACCUGCCAACUCAUGCACUACUGCAGAACCUCAUGAAGAAGAAAUGCAGCAAGUGCAUUUCCCAGCAAAGCAACAUGACGUACCUGCCUCAUGCACUACUACAAAACCUGAUGAAGAAGAAAUGCAGCAAGUGGUAACAGAGGAGUUACCGGAAUUGUCUGACUUUACCAACGCAGACGAAAGUUUCUCUGACACCAGCGAUGUGGAAGACGACAGUGUUCGCAACAUAGAUACUAUGUCAAUCGAAGAUGGCCUUCGAUUUUGGGCGUUGUCGAGCAAUGCACCGCAUAGUUCCGUCAAUAUGGUUUUAAAAUUGUUUAAAAAAGCAAACGUUAAAGUUCCGUCAACUGCAAAAACUUUGUUGAGGACGAAACGUAAUCCAUCGUCGGAAAUAAAAGAGAUUGGCGGUGGACAGUAUUGGUAUCGCGGAAUCACAAAAUGCUUGCUUAAUUAUUUUCGAACUAAAAAGCCUUCUUCGACAACUUUUUCAUUGACUGUUUCAGUAGAUGGUUUACCAUUGCACAACAGUAGUAGCAUGCAAUUUUGGCCCAUAUUAUUUAAAAUCAACGAACUACCCAAAGCACCGGUUAUGACAGCCGCUAUCUUCUGUGGUCUUAAAAAGCCGGAUAGCAUCGAUGAGUAUCUCGGUCCGUUGGUAAAAGAAUUAAACCUUUUGCAUUCUAACGGAAUCAAAAUCAACGGAGAACUUAUCACCAUUACGCUAAGUGCUAUCGUUGCUGACACUCCAGCCAGGGCUUUUAUAAAAGGCGUUAAAGGACAUACUGGAUACGCAUCUUGUAUGAAAUGCACUAACAAUGGAGUAUUCAACAAGGAGUCUAAAACAACGGUUUUUUGUGGGAUCAACGCACCUAAAAAAACUGAUGAAGGCUUCAGAGCCGAUAAUUACCCUGGGCACCGAAUCAUACCGACUCCCUUUUUGCAACUGGCACAAUUCGACAUGAUACGUGAUAUCAUUGUGGCAGAUCGGUUGCAUCUCAUCGACCUCGGGAUCAUGAAGCGUUUACUUUUGGGAUGGCGAGACGGCAAGUUGGACAUAAAAGCUUGGAACAAACAACAAAUUGAGUUGAUAGAUAAAGCAUUGGACAAGAUUCGGCAACCAUCAGAAGUGCAUCGAAAGCAGCGUCCUAUAAAGUACAUCAAGUACUGGAAAGCAUCUGAGUGUGCAUUUUUUCUCCACUAUCCGGCGAUCGCAGUACUGAAAGAUCAUCUACCACAAAAUGUAUACAAACAUUUCUUGCUGCUGUUUUGUGCUAUAACAAUUCUAUCUACAAGAGUCUACAAGCAAAAAUGGCCUCUCGCUGGACAACUGCUGGAUAAAUUCGUAGCGGAUUUCCCCACAGUCUAUAACGAGCGAUAUAUGACGAGCAACAUCCACAAUUUGCAGCACGUAUUUGAAGACGUUGAUCGUUUUGGACCCUUGUCAGAAAUUUCUACUUAUCCAUUCGAAAACAUGCUUCAAUACCUGAAAAAUUUACUUCGUAGUGGAUGGAAGAAUCUUGAGCAGGCCAUCAACAGACUUUCAGAGUUGGAUGAAUUCGAAAUGCCAAUGGAAAGAAGCAAUGUAAAAUAUCCUACAAUCUGCACCAAAGGAAAAAUAACGACUGUUCAUGUCCGAGAAAAUUUCAAUUUGCAGAACAAUGAUAAAAAUUGUUGGUUUCUAACGAAGGACUGCUGCAUAAUAAAAUUUAAAUCAACAAAUACGGAAACGGUUAACGGUGGUAGACUGUCCAUAAGUGGCCAAAAGCUCGCAGUAAAAGGAUUAGCAUUUAGCGAGCCAUUUGAUUCUAGCGAGUUAUUUAUAUUUAAGGGGAACAUUGAAAGCCUUGAAAAUUAUCGUUUAGAAUUAAAUGCUGAUUUUAUUAAAUGUAAGUUAGUAUGUAUUAAAGGAAUAACCCCGAAUGAUACUAUGUUUAUUCCGCUAGUACAUACAUUGAUAUAGAAUAAAUAUAAAACAAUAAAUAUGAAUGUAAACAAGAAAACA